Molecule: messenger RNA, 1311 nt
Organism: Lecanosticta acicola
Lineage: Eukaryota; Fungi; Ascomycota; Dothideomycetes; Mycosphaerellales; Mycosphaerellaceae
Source: the annotation of a GenBank genome assembly
AUGAGUUUCCCGAAUUUCGAAGGCGGCGCGCAGCCUCAGCAGGGCGAAGAGCAGGGAGCAUUCGGUUCAGCACCAGGUGCGCCGCAGCAGCCACCGCAGAUGGACCCGAGUCAGCAGCAGCCUGGACAAUUCCCUGGCGCCGGCGCUGGGUCAGCGCAGGGCGCGGUCCCCGGUGUACCAGGCCCAGGAGCGCAACCAGGCGGCGAUCAGAAGACGACACUGUGGAUGGGAGAGCUCGAGCCAUGGAUCGACGAGAACUUCGUGCGCAGUGUGUGGUUCGGCAUGGGAUAUCAGGUCAACGUCAAGAUGAUCCGAGACAAGUUCUCCGGGUAGGUACAUGGUCAUGUGGGAUCGCAUGCGAGACAUCUUGCGCCAUCGGCAACAUUAGCUGACAUCUCGAACAGCAGUAAUGCCGGCUACUGCUUCGUCGACUUCGAGAACCCAGAAGCUGCUGGACGUGCCCUGCAGCUCACCGGCCAGAUGAUCCCCAAUUCCAACCGUCAAUUCAAGCUCAACUGGGCUUCCGGUGGUGGCCUCGCAGACCGUAGCCGUGAUGACCGCGGACCCGAGUAUUCCAUCUUCGUCGGCGACCUUGGCCCCGAAGUCAACGAAUACGUCCUCAUGUCACUCUUUCAGGGAAAGUACACGUCCUGCAAGUCGGCCAAGAUCAUGACCGAUCCGAUCAGCGGCAUGUCGCGUGGUUAUGGCUUCGUGCGCUUCGCGGAUGAGGGCGACCAGCAGAAGGCGCUGCACGAGAUGCAGGGCGUGUACUGCGGGAACCGACCAAUGCGCAUCUCCACCGCAACUCCUAAGAACAAGAGCGGUGGUGGCGGUCCUGGCGGAAUGCAGGGAGGUAUGCAGGGCAACCCGAACAUGGGUGUCUACUCGAUGGGCGCUCCUCCAAUGGGCUAUUACGGCACUCCUCAGCCCAUGAACCAGUUCACAGAUCCGAACAACACCACCGUCUUCGUUGGAGGUCUCUCUGGAUACGUCACCGAGGAUGAGCUGCGCUCCUUCUUCCAGGGAUUCGGCGAGAUCACCUACGUCAAGAUUCCUCCCGGCAAGGGAUGCGGUUUCGUGCAGUUCGUUCAACGCCAUGCCGCCGAGAUGGCCAUAAACCAGAUGCAAGGCUAUCCGAUCGGUAACUCGCGUGUCCGCCUGAGCUGGGGUCGUUCGCAGAACAACUCCGGGCCGGCCGGUACGCCCUAUCGUCCAGCGCCUCCUCCACCGGUGUAUCCGUCGAUGGGAGGGAUGCCUCCGCAACACCCCUACGGCACUUUUGCGCCUAUGAAGGUCAGUUUGGACCCAUGA